Molecule: messenger RNA, 234 nt
Organism: Lathyrus sativus (Indian pea)
Lineage: Eukaryota; Viridiplantae; Streptophyta; Magnoliopsida; Fabales; Fabaceae
Source: the annotation of a GenBank genome assembly
AUGGGAGGUAAGGGAUCAUCUUCGUCUCUAUGCAAUGUAUUCAAAGCAUGUUUCUCAAGUGGAAACAAUGAUGAAUAUUGGGAAGGUAGUGGAAGUGGGAGAAGGAUAUUUGCAAGUGAUGAAGAUAGAGGCUGUUGGGUUGCUGAGCCUGGUAUUGAUAGGAAAGCUUCUGAUUUCAUUGCUAGAUACUAUGCCUCUCGUGUCACUGACUCUCAAAGCAAAUUUGUUUCUUGA